AUGGACCCUCCCAAUCCUCCCCCGGAGAGAGUCGCAACCAGCCUUGAGAAUUUCUACCAGAUUCAGAGAGAGAAGCAGGCCGAGAGGGAGGCAGCCGCCACCCCCCAGCCAAACACCACGGCCGACGAUUUUCCCGAUGACCCGGUCGCGCAGUGCGCCUUAGUCAACCAGAUGGUGCAAGCCAUGCAGAACAUGGAUGAUAUCGUCGACAACUUUGUCGAUAACCCCAACGAGAACGACGCCGUUCGUUUCGUUCUAUCUGUUCCGAGAAAGGAGCUACUGGAAGAGAGUUGGAAGCUCUUCCCCGCCUUUCUAACUCUUUUCAUUGUGAAGGGCAAGGCUUACAACGCCCAGCGUGGAAUCCUCGACCCCGACGUGUUCUCGCCGGAGAUUCCCAACUUCAUCACCAGAUGGCGGUUGAUGAUGGGAACAUUCAGACAUUGCAAGGCUGCUGUCUCAGACUUGUUCUCCGUGCCCUUUGUGCAGAGAUACACGGCUAAUCCGGUCAUGGAGUUGGAUACGAAGGUAUCAAACAACCAUACAAAUAGGAUGAGGAAGUACAACAAGGAGGUCCAUGGAGCUGACAAGUAUGGAGGGGGCACGACCACGGUUGGGGACGUUACCGAGGCCAGAAAUGGCUUGGGUGAAGUUGUUGAACGAUUUAUCAAACCGAGAAAGCGUCCUCUUUCCGAGCUACUGGAUGAGGACCUGGCGAGGUUUGCCGAAGUCAAGCGCCUGAGAACCCGCACGGCCACCGGAGGUUCUGCUGCUUCUGGAGGCGCAUCUGGCAUCACCGCGGCCGUCGGUAUCAUGCCCACACUUCAAGGGCAACCCGCCAACAUGCAAGAACAGCCUGCCUCUCAGGAGCAACAUACCACCAUCCAGGAAACCCCCGCCGCCAUGCGGUAUGAAGCGGCAUCCAUCCAAGAGGAACCCAUCAUCGAUAAGCAACUUGCUCAUCAGCAGAACCAAGAGGGAUCAGAACCUCUUGUUGUUUCCAAUGGCCUCAGCAGCCCUGAGCCCGGGUUCGCCAACUACAGCCCUCUUGACCAGCUCCAGGCGCCCGAUCACCACCAGUCAUUGGACGGAGAGUUUGGCUACAACUCGCUGAAUCAGUAUCUGCCUGCUCCCGAGGUCGGCGCAGAUGCCGGUUCCUUGACGUGGGAUCAAGAGCAUCAGCAGCCCGACGAUUUCCUUGAUUUCUUUGACCUCGACGAAUACAUCCGCCGUUCCCAACCCAUCGCUGGUAGUUCCGAAGACAAUAAUGGCAGUCAAGCUGACGAGGGAUCUGGAUCUACGGAUCAGUCCAAGAACUAG
This is a messenger RNA of Neurospora crassa OR74A, 1317 nucleotides long. RefSeq lists its product as hypothetical. The coding region runs from base 1 to 1317 and encodes 438 amino acids. NCBI's taxonomy places the organism in Eukaryota, Fungi, Ascomycota, Sordariomycetes, Sordariales, Sordariaceae. The record is from RefSeq and is a predicted model, not a curated record. The transcript is spliced from 4 exons.